This is a messenger RNA of Parasteatoda tepidariorum (common house spider), 1509 nucleotides long. The record is from RefSeq and is a predicted model, not a curated record. Lineage: Eukaryota; Metazoa; Arthropoda; Arachnida; Araneae; Theridiidae.
AUGUUACAAGCCACCUCUGGAGAUCGAACCCCAUUCUUUCAACAUGACAGCUCAAUGCCUUUAAACACUGGACCAUUGUGCCUUUUUGACUUUUUAAGUGGUAUGGUAGAGGUCCUAAGAGAAAAGUUCAGUUUUCAAGAAAUUGAAGAUAGCUUCUCUAAAGAACAUUUUGAUACAUUCCACGAUGAAAAGGAGAUUGAAACCAAGUGGUAUGAAGCUUAUGAAAAAUGCAUUUUGCUUGCGAUGCUCUUAAUUGGAUCCAUAGGGGUAUCUUCAAGGGCUACAGAUGCCUACUUAUAUUCCAUUUACUCGGUGGCCAUUUUUUUCUGGAUAGUGUUAGGUAUAGCCUAUUUUGAUACGUAUCUUGAACUAGGAUCUUACACUGCCGGAGUCUUCAUUCUGGACAAACUUGAUGGAAAGCGUGGCAAGAGAAAAGCUGCCAGGGACGAUGCGAGCAAUCUUUAUAAUUUGGUUGCUGAUCUCAAUUGGAAACUAGCAAAAUAUUGCCCAAGGGAGUUCACGAAACACAGAGUAUAUCAAAAAUUUUUAGACAUCUACGUUGAUAACCCAGAGCAAAUAACUGCAGAGCUUAUGCAGGAGUUGCACCAGACAUCACAAGAGUUAAAGGCUAUUUCUGGUGACAAGUUACUUCAGUUCCAUCUUUCUGAAGUAAAAAGUCUUUUCGAGGAAGAUGAUGAUGAAGCCCGAUCCGAAAGCGUCUUUGCUCGGGAAUUGAAAAGCCAGACUGAGAGGGGACGAUCUGCUAGAAUGACUCUCUCUCCUUCUGGAAAGCUCCAUCAUAUACCGCUUAGUUUACUGACUGCAGAUAAGAGAUUGAAUAAAGAACUGCCCGAGACAGAAUCUGCUUCAUCAAGUCUGUCUGACAGAAGCAGAAUAGAAACUUUAUUAGAAAAAAGAGAGGUAUCAAGCGAAGUCUCAGGUGCUGGAGUUGAAGAGGAGAAUGAAGAGGAUAGAUGCGAAGAAACGCUGGAUGCAGAUAGCAAUGCGAGUAAAGAACUAUCCGAUACUGAAUGCGCUUCGCCAAGUUUAUCUGAUAGAAGCACAGUUGAAACCUCAGAAAAGGAAGGUGAGGUUUUAAAGAGAUCAAAAAGCUCUGAAGCUGAGGUUAAGAGUGGAGAGGAUCGAAACGAAAAAUUGCAAGUUGCAGACAGAAACUCGAGUAAAGAACUAGAUGAGUUUGCAUCGUCAGGUCAUUAUGACAAAAGAACAAUUGAAUCUUCAUCAAGGAAAGGAGAGGUUUCAAUUAAAACCUCGAUUGCUGAAGCUGAGGAGGAGUAUGACGAGGAACGAAAUGAAAAAAUGAGGGCUGUUGAUAGCAACACGAGUGACGAAUUACCUACAAUUGAACAUGCUUCAUCAAGGUCAUCUGAUCGAAGCUCAAUUGAAGACGCAGAAGAGAAAGGAGAGGUUUUGAAGAAUUCACCAAGUGCCGAAGUUGAAGAGGAGCAAAAAGAGAAUCAAAGCAAGCAUAAUAAAGAAUGUGACUGA